UGCCGCAUGUGACACGACAUAAACAAUACAAAACUAUACCGGGAUCACGGCUUGCAGGAAGUUUGCCAAAAUAUCAUGAAUUUAGAACCAAUUAACAACGCUCUCUCUCAGUUGCGCGUGUUGCGCUCGAGUGUAGGUCAAGUGUUCGAAACGCUCGGCACAGGAGUGCGUGCAGACCAUGGCGAAGAGGGCAAGGAGCAGAAGUUUCUUCAAGAGCUACAGGAGCUACUCAACUCGGUUAACGCUAAUCUCAAAGACUUUGAAUCCUGCAUAAACGAUCUAACGCCACCCCAGACGCCGCUGACGCUUGCCAACUCGGCAUACCUGUCGCUGGAGACGAACCUCGAACGGCAGGCACUGUAUCCGCACCUGGUGCAGAGCUACAAAUGGCACGACAAGCUGCACGAGUACAGCACCUUCGCCUCGACGCUACUGCAGCAGAACUCGCUGAAACGCUCGUACUACACCAACACCAAGCGCCGACGGUCGCUUCCCUCGAGCCAUCUGGCCACACCGCAAAUGGUGGAAAAUCUGAUCGGUAGCAUACAUUACAACAACAUGAACCUGAAAAUUGCACGCCCCUUUAUGACGAAUGCAAUUUUACACAUAACCAUUGCCCGUGUGCUGCGCGCUGCAGUCAUACUGAAGGGACUGCUGAUCGAAUGGGUGACGGUGAAAGGGUACGAGGAGUCACUGCUGGACGGGGUCGACGAGCAAUGGACCGAAUCGAGACAUCAGGUAUUCCGCAAGGUGCAGGAUCAUGCACAUUCGGCAAUGUUGCAUUUUUUCUCACCCACACUGCCGGAGCUGGCCAUACGCAGCUUUAUCACGUGGUUCCGAAGCUACGUAACCCUUUUCGCUGAUCCGUGUAAAAAGUGUGGAAAACAUCUGCACAACACACUUCCACCGACCUGGCGCGAUUUACGAACGUUGGAACCGUUUCACGAAGAAUGUAAACAGUAACAGUGGAAGCUCGAGUGAAAUAGAUUACAGCAUACAUGGGCGUUCGCUAUCGACUGGACAUAGUACUCCGUGCCAGUUAUCAAGGCGUAUGAACGGGAGGCAUUUUUCGGAAUAAAACAAAUUCCAUGCAGUAAAAACUGAUCGUUUUUACUGAAUCAUGA
Messenger RNA from Anopheles gambiae (African malaria mosquito), 1124 nucleotides. It is a transcript of the gene MED27, whose product is annotated as mediator of RNA polymerase II transcription subunit 27. Gene Ontology annotation, cellular component: mediator complex. Gene Ontology annotation, biological process: regulation of transcription by RNA polymerase II. Gene Ontology annotation, molecular function: transcription coactivator activity. Lineage: Eukaryota; Metazoa; Arthropoda; Insecta; Diptera; Culicidae. The transcript is spliced from 4 exons. Bases 76 to 963 code for a protein of 295 amino acids. The record is from RefSeq and is a predicted model, not a curated record.